This is a messenger RNA of Penicillium griseofulvum, 2052 nucleotides long. Its product is annotated as CCCH zinc finger protein. The record is from RefSeq and is a predicted model, not a curated record. Gene Ontology annotation, molecular function: RNA binding; metal ion binding. Lineage: Eukaryota; Fungi; Ascomycota; Eurotiomycetes; Eurotiales; Aspergillaceae. Gene Ontology annotation, biological process: box C/D snoRNP assembly. Gene Ontology annotation, cellular component: nucleus. The coding region runs from base 1 to 2052 and encodes 683 amino acids. The transcript has a single exon.
AUGACCUCACAGGGGUUUUCUUUCCCGCCCCCGCCGCCUCCGCCGCCGGCAACGACUCAGGCGCCGACUCAGCACCCGACCCAACACGGACAGAAUUGGGGCGGACAUGGCGGACACAAUGGGGGACAUGGCGGAGGUCAGCGGGGACGUGGAAGAGGACAAGGCAACCGAGGCCGGGGAGGUAAUCAUGCAGCAAGUGGACAAGCGCCGCCAUACCUUCCUCCUACAGGGUUCAACUACGCGCAACCAGUGUAUGGCGGAUAUCCUCAACCUCUUCCAACAGCAUCUUAUAUGCCUCCUCAACCCUACCAUCAUGGACAAACACCCGCUUUUCAGAAUCCUCAAAACCCGCCCUCAUUUCCAUCUCAACAAUAUCCUCAGUCGGUAGCUUCGGGGAGCUAUCAACACUACAAUACGCACAACCUUCCCACACCUUACCCUCCUACACCCCCGACGUACAUGCAAGGCUUACCGACACCUCCUCAUGGCCAUCAACCAAACAAUCAACCAAUGAUGCCCCCCAUGUCAUGGCGCAAUGACAUGCCAGGUGCGGCGCCAUACAUGGGAGCUCAAUCAGGGCAAACACGAGGGCCGCGACCUCAUGCGCACGGCAAUCAGGGUCCGAAGCCCAAGCACAACCAUAAGCGGGAUCAUUCAUCUGCAUUCAACAAGCCCCAAGCAACUGCACCACGGACUCCCGCUGCUCCUGCCGUCCCAAGCUUCGGCAACCCUCUGCCCUCGAAGCCACCACCAGCCGCCGACUCCACACCUAAUAGGAAGACAAAGAAGAGAAAACGGAAGCACAAUCAGCUCGGACUGACCCCUCAUACCGAAGAACACGAGUCAAGCGAAGAAGAGGCUGACGAAGACGAAGAAGCAAAGCUAGCGCAAAGUGGAGGUGAUGCUGCACCACUUCAGGUCUCAUACAAAGGGAAAACAUCUACAUUACAAACACCAUCCGAUAUUGCUGCUUGGAUUGCAGAGCGUAGGAAGAAAUUCCCCACUAAAGCUCGGGUCGAAGAAAAGAAGAAGUCCAUGGAGGAAGCAAAGGCAGCCCGUGAGGCAGCGCGUCUACAAAAACAAAAAGAGCAACAGGAAAAGCGAAAAGAGCAUAUACAAAAGCAAAACGAACACAAGACAGAAACUGCAGAUGCAACGACAAAUGCGCAACGCAGGGAGAAGAUUCGGCGCAACCUUGAGCGCGAGGAGAAACGGAUCCAAAAAGCUAUGGCUGAGACCGAAGCUGCUCGUCUCCGAAUGGAAGCUCUACAGAAGGAGGCACUGAGCCUAAAUGCAGAUCUUAGCCAAGAGGAAGAUACUGGUAUCACACCCGCGCCCCAACAUCCGGCCCUUGACCCAGUUAUUGAGACUAAACCCGAAACCCCGUUACCAGAACCAACUACUAAAACCGAAACCGAAGAUCCGGUACCAGAGCCAGCCAUCAACGCUGGACCUGAAACUGCAGUGACGGAUAUAAUUAUACCAACCGAGCCUGGCCCAACCCCAGAGCCUGUCCAAUCAGCCGACCCCGUUUCCCACGCGACAGAGGUGCAGGGAGAUCCUGGAAUCCUGCUCGAGUCCAAAGAUCUCGAGGCUACGAUUAAGACCGAACACCCCAUUGACCAUGGCUUGGAUGACAUGGAGAUCACAUCCAAUCAUGAGGCCAGUGAUUGGACCUCCUCGGAUGCUUCUGGCUCAGAUCCCGACUCCGACUCUGAAAGUGACGACUCCGCGCCAGAGCAAGCAACUUCACGUCGCACGGGACCAGAGCGAGUCCCACCCCCACCCCGCGAAGGCAAAAAGACUGUGUGCCGUUACUUUGCGCGUAAUGGGCAUUGUAACCGUGGCGACCAGUGUAAAUUCCUUCAUGAGAAUGACUCUGAACGAAAGACCAAGGCAAAGCCUACAGAAAAGAAGGCAAAAGAGACGAAACGCAAGGGACUUUAUCAAGCUGUGGGAGCUCCAUUGAUUUUUGCUAUUGAAAUUGUACUGACAUGGAUUAGUUGCUGGACCGACAGGCAGAAGACGAUGACCGUCGAGCAAUGGAAGUGA